Molecule: messenger RNA, 4244 nt
Organism: Salvia miltiorrhiza (redroot sage)
Lineage: Eukaryota; Viridiplantae; Streptophyta; Magnoliopsida; Lamiales; Lamiaceae
Exons: 19
Coding region: 1200-3872 (890 amino acids)
Biological process (GO): intracellular monoatomic cation homeostasis
Cellular component (GO): mitochondrial inner membrane
Source: RefSeq, a predicted model, not a curated record
AAUUAUAGUUGAAAAAUAUUUAUAAAAUAAUUGUUGCAUAUGAGAUUAUAAAAAAAUAAGUUGGGAUAGAGGAACUUAUUUUUUUGGGAGCUUAUAAGCUCUUGGAGCUUAAAUUUGGAGCUUAUAAGCUGUUUAAGAACUUAUUUUGCCAAACACUUUGAAGGAGCUUAUAAGCUCCUAAACAACUUAUAAGCCCCCCCACAUUACUCUUUAUAGUCCCCUAUUUAAAAAUAAAAAUAAAAAUAUUAAUAAAAUUACAAUAUUGUCCCUAUUUUCAUCUCUGUAGCCCCAUUUAGUGCAAAUACCCAGAAACAUGAUAGCUUUACGGAAGAAAAAAUCACCAAAUUUUUUCUCUCCCUUCAUCAACCAAGUUACCAAUCAAAUGUAAAUUUACAAGAUGCAUCACAUUUCAGAAUUGGAGAAAAUGAAUAGACAAGGAAUUUGCUCUGUGGUUGAUUGUUAUGUUCAUCUUUUCCUCUUUUUCUUAUUAUCUUGUUUCCAGCCUCUUAAUCUUCAUAUUAACUUUCGUUGCUUUUUUCGAAGCAAUAGUUUCACAAACACCAUCACCUCGUGCGAAUAAGGCUUCCUUUUGAGAUAGUAUAAUUCUUCUGCAAUGACGUGAAUUGAGACCCUUUCUCAAAUUCUCCUUAAUAGUCGUCAUUACCCCUCACAAUUGCUUCAACAAUUCGCAUGUUUUUAUCAAAAUUAUGGUGAUAUUCCUAAUUAAUCAUGUUUCAAAGUGUUUGAUUUUAAUUGUAAUAAUUUAUGUGCUUAUCCAAAAUUUUGAAAUCGUUCAGAUGAAUUUGCAGAAUGAAAAAUGCAUUAUAAUGGUCUGUUAAUGUCGACCAAAAAAAUUAAACGAAAAGAUAAUUAAUUUAAAUUGAAAGCUAUUGGGGUAUAAUAGUAUAUUUAUUAAUAUUUUUAUUAUUUUUUUUUAUUAAGGGGUUAUGAUGAGUAAAAUGGGGGCUAUGUUUAGAAUGACCCUUUGAGGAGCUUAUAAGUCCAGCCAAACACCCUCUAAGUGGGGGCAGGCCCAAUAUCAUCUGGCCCGGUUUAUAUGAUGGAUCGAGCCCACAACGCAGUCCAAAUUCUUUACGGCCCCGACCCACUUUUAUAUGUGAUGAAUUGGUUCCCCACGUCUACGGAUAGAGGGUGGGGGAUCUCUUUAGGCCACAUCAGCAACGCUGCUCAAUCCUGUUAUGUCUUUCCACGCGCGCAACCAUAGCCUCGUCUCCUCUAGCUCUUCAACUCCACGGUCUCCAGUUAAACCAAUCAAAGCCUAUUUCUUUAGCAGAAAAAUCAUUGGCCUUGAUCAUCUGAUAUUUAAUGAUUAUUAUACAAGGAAGAAAGGCCGUGUAAGAAUAUCCGAUUUAGAAAAUGGUAAACUUAGUGUUAGCUACAGGUUCUCAGAUUCACAAAAGCAAUCCAUCAUCCUUUGCAAAUUGAGGAGGCUAGAUCGUCUCCGGCCUUUGGCUUCUGCUGAUGAUGGUGUGACAGUCAAUGGAAGUUCUCAGUCAAGAACCAACAGUGAUAUGGAAGAAAUAAGGUAUAAAUUGAAUCAGUCUCUGCAAGAUGAAGACUACAAUACUGGCUUGGUACAGUUACUGCAUGAUGCUGCAAGGGUGUUUGAGUUGGCCAUUAAAGAACAAAGCUCUUUGUCGAAGAUAUCGUGGUUCUCUACUGCCUGGCUUGGAGUGGACAAAAAUGUUUGGGUUAAAGAACUUGCUUAUCAGGCAUCUGUAUUCUCUCUUCUGCAAGCAGCGAGUGAGAUUUCAUCUCGAGGGGAUGGAAGAGACAGAGAUAUCAAUGUAUUUGUGCAGAGAAGCCUGUCGAAGCAAUCUUCUCCUUUAGAGAGUGUAAUCAGGGAUAAGUUGUUGGCGAAACAGCCUGGAGCUUAUGACUGGUUUUGGUCUGAGCAAAUCCCAGCUGCAGUGACCAGCUUUGUGAAUUAUUUUGAGAAAGAGCAGCGUUUUGCCCCAGCAACUGCAGUGUUCAGAAAAGGCAUGAACUCAGUUUCAGGCAGUUCAAGUGACAUAUCUCUUCUCAUGCUAGCUCUUAGUUGCAUUGCAGCCAUCAUGAAACUUGGACCCACAAAAGUUUCUUGUGCUCAAUUCUUUUCCAUUAUUCCUGACAUAACUGGUAGACUGAUGGACAUGAUGGUUGAAUUUGUUCCUGUUCGCCAAGCUUACCACUCGAUAAAGGAAAUUGGGCUGCGUAGGGAAUUUCUCGUCCAUUUUGGUCCUCGAGCUUCUGCAUGUAGGAUGCAAAAUGAAUUGGGUGCUGAAGAGAUUACGUUUUGGGUGGGUCUAGUACAAAGACAGCUGCAGCGAGCCAUUGAUCGGGAGAAAAUAUGGUCAAGACUCACAACCUCUGAAAGUAUUGAGGUUUUGGAGAGGGAUUUGGCCAUAUUUGGGUUCUUCAUUGCUCUUGGAAGAAGCACACAGUCACUUCUGUUCAACAAUGGCUUUGAAACCAUGGAUGAUCCACUUCAAGGAUUAAUAAGGCAUCUAAUUGGGGGCAGUGUGCUAUAUUAUCCUCAGCUUUCAGCAAUUAGUUCUUAUCAACUGUAUGUGGAGGUUGUGUGUGAAGAGCUGGAUUGGCUUCCUUUUUAUCCAGGCUACAGCAGUAAUUCCAAACGCACGUUCGGACACAAGCAUGUAGAAGGCCCCCCCAAUGCUGAAGCUAUUCCCCUGGUAUUAGAUGUGUGCUCUUACUGGAUAGAGAGCUUUAUUAAGUACAGUAAAUGGUUGGAGAAUCCGUCUAAUGUGAAGGCAGCUAAAUUUCUUUCUAAAGGUCACGAAAAAUUGAAGACAUGCAUGGAAGAGCUAGGAAUCCAAAGGUCUCAUUCACCAGUUGAUAAAGAGUCACAAUCAUUUGAUAAGGAAUUGGAGAAUGUUGAAGUUUCCCUUUUACGGCUCGAAGAAUUGCUUCAGGAGCUACAUGUAUCAAGAUCUAAUUCUGGUAAGGAGCAUUUAAAAGCUGCCUGUUCAGACCUUGAAAGGAUACGGAGACUGAAGAAAGAGGCUGAAUUUCUUGAGGCUUCUUUCAGAGCUAAGGCUGCUUGUAUUCAGCAGGGAGAUGUCGGUGGUUCUAGAACUCCAGUUGGUGAGCAGACAUAUUAUUCCGGAGGGAAAGUUGGUGAAAGUUCUCUUAAGAAGAUAGAUAAGCGUAGCGGCAGUUCUGGUGGAUUAUGGGGUUUCUUAAUAGGCCGCCCUAGCAAAUUAUCUGGUCUGGGAUCUUCAACUGCCAGUGACAGUAAUGAUAUGUUUUCUGAACAAGAAACUGCACGUGAAGAAGCAACUGAUUCAGAGUCAAGUGAAAUCCAGCGAUUUGAAAAUUUAAGGAGUGAACUGAUGGAACUUGAGAAACGAGUACAAAAAAGUGCCAACCGCUUUGAAUUUGAAGAGGAUGAAAUUCAGGUGAAAGGUGAUUUGUCUUCUUAUGGCAAUGAUGAUAAAUUCACCAAGUUGGUGCACAUUGAGAAGAAAGAUGGUCUUAUUGAGAAAUCUCUGGAUAAGCUGAAAGAAACAAGCACGGAUGUCUUGCAAGGAACUCAGCUUCUUGCAAUUGACACUGCUGCUGCUCUGGGACUGCUUAGGAGGGUGCUAAUAGGGGAUGAAUUAACGGAAAAAGAAAAACAGGCUCUUCGAAGAACAUUGACGGAUUUGGCAUCAGUAAUUCCAAUCGGUGUUCUGAUGCUCAUUCCUGUUACUGCAGUUGGUCAUGCUGCUAUGUUGGCUGCAAUUCAACGCUACGUGCCAUCAUUGAUACCUUCAACAUAUGGACCUGAGAGGUUAGAUCUCUUGAGGCAGCUGCAGAAAGUAAAAGAAAUGGAAGGUGAAGUAGGUGUGAACGAAAGUUCCGAGGAAUAAUCUCAACAUAGAUCUUCUCCUUCGAUGCUGCAGAAUCAACAUUAUAUCGCAAAUCCCAUUGCUCACUGCGUGCUACUCCAGGCAAGCAAGGACCAUAUUAUGUGUCCUUAUAGAUGAUUUCCGUUUCAACAACUGUCUGAAUAUUGGAUGUUUGAAAACUGAGGCAUCGCUAGUUGUACUGUGUUGUAUGGAAAUCUUGUAAAUUAAUUUUGCACUCUCCCUAUAUAGCAUGUUUGUAACAUGGCAUCUAUAAAUAUAAUAUUAGAUGCUAGGUAUAUGCAUAUAUGCAAGAAACUCAAGGGCGAAAUGGCUAGUAUAUUGGUUCGUGUCAACUUUCGGUUAGUUUUAUGGUAUAUUAUGUUAGUUAUAUUA